This is a messenger RNA of Penicillium malachiteum, 1683 nucleotides long. RefSeq names its product MFS transporter. Gene Ontology annotation, biological process: xenobiotic detoxification by transmembrane export across the plasma membrane. Gene Ontology annotation, molecular function: fluconazole transmembrane transporter activity. The record is from RefSeq and is a predicted model, not a curated record. Bases 1 to 1683 code for a protein of 560 amino acids. The transcript has 3 exons. Lineage: Eukaryota; Fungi; Ascomycota; Eurotiomycetes; Eurotiales; Aspergillaceae.
AUGGAGGCUGUCAUUCGAGAGGCCCCAAUCGGCCAGUUAAUUCGGUACUUUACCAAAAACAAAUACUUCCAAUACCCUGAAGAGAAGCCUGGCUUCGAGCUUCCCCAAAACAUGGGUACAGAUUAUGCAAGAGCUCGACACGGUCGGGCAAGCGAUGCUAGCAGUCAUUCAUUAACGCUGAACGAGGACGAACUUGAAGCGAAUCACGGACUUGAAAAUCUCGAGAAAACCCAGUCAACACCAAUUACGCCGAAGAAGACAAGAGAUGGACAUAUUCUUGUUGAUUGGUACUAUACCGACGAUGCAGAGAAUCCCCAUAACUGGUCGAAUCUCAAGCGCGCGCUUAUUGCUACCAUCAUCUGUCUUUAUACAUUCGUCGUCUACACAACCUCCGCCAUCUAUACAUCCUCAGAGCAGGGAAUUAUGGAACGAUUUGGAGUUGGCGAGGUCGUCGUUACCUUGGGCCUCUCCUUGUAUGUUCUUGGAUAUGGUACUGGUCCCUUGAUCUUCUCGCCAUUGAGUGAGAUUCCCAUCAUCGGACGAAACCCUGUCUACAUCAUCACCAUGUUUCUUUUUGUGAUUAUCUCCAUUCCGACCGCGUUGGUGGGCAACUUCCCUGGUCUGAUGGUGCUGCGAUUCCUUCAAGGAUUCUUUGGCUCACCCUGCCUUGCCUCUGGUGGAGCUUCCAUCGGUGAUAUGUAUAGUCUGCAUUCUCUGCCUUAUGCUAUGAUGGCAUGGGUUGCGGCUGCAUACUGUGGACCCGCUCUUGGUCCCCUGCUUAGUGGAUUCGCCGUUCCAGUCGAAGGCUGGCGCUGGUCUCUCUAUGAAUCCAUCUGGGCCUCUGCCCCAGUCUUCAUCUUGAUGCUCCUCUUCCUCCCCGAGACCAGUACUCCAACGAUCCUGCUACGUCGCGCUCAGCGCCUUCGAAAGAUUUACAAUGAAAAGCGCUUCAUGUCUCAAUCCGAACUCGAUCAACAACACAUGAAAAUGGGUGCCAUCGCCGUGGACGCUCUGAUCAAGCCCAUGGAAAUCACAAUCAAGGAUCCCGCCGUGCUCUUCGUCCAGAUCUACACAGCAAUCAUCUACGGAAUCUACUACUCCUUCUUCGAGGUCUUCCCCUUGGUAUACCCCAUUGACUACGGCAUGAGCACCGGUCAAACCGGUUUAGUCUUUCUCUGCAUCCUUGUAUCCUGCAUCAUCGGUAUCGCUAGCUACUCCGCCUACCUCUAUUUCUGGAUGAAUCCUCGCAUCGACAAAUAUGGCUGGCCCGUUCAAGAGUCCCGUCUACUCCCAGCACUCCCAUCCUCAUUUGGACCUACGAUCGGACUAUUCCUAUUCGCCUGGACAGCACGAGCCUCAAUCCACUGGAUCGCCCCAACAAUCGGCAUAACAAUUUACGGUGCCACUGUAUUCGUUGUGAUGCAAUGUAUCUUCGUUUACAUCCCAUUAUCGUAUCCCAAAUACGCGGCCAGUUUAUUCGCAGCGAACGACUUUUUCCGAAGUGCAUUGGCUUGCGGAAGUGUACUUUUCGCACACCCUCUUUUCGGAAACCUAGGCGUGGCUAAGGGAGUCAGUCUCCUAGGUGGAUUGAGUGUGAUUGGUAUUGUUGGAAUCUGGCUACUUUACUUCUACGGAGCUAGACUUCGGGCUCUGAGUAAAUUUGCCAUUUUCGAGGAAGAGUGA